Molecule: messenger RNA, 291 nt
Organism: Knipowitschia caucasica
Lineage: Eukaryota; Metazoa; Chordata; Actinopteri; Gobiiformes; Gobiidae
Source: the annotation of a GenBank genome assembly
AUGUCAGUCUCCCGCUUCACCCAGCCCCGCCCCGCGCAGCCUCUGACGGGAACUCCCCCCAAGUUCCCCCGGUCUCUCCUCUGCGCUCUGCUCAGUCUCUCCUAUCGCCACUCUACAACCACCAGCACCACUGCCACGGCUGCACAAUACGGCGUGCGUAACCCGCUUGGCACAGGCUCGCUUCGCUUUGCCCCUCGUCGUGACUUGAGUUUUUUUGGGAGAAAGAAACGACACAUGAACGGGAGCGAAGCAGGUGGUGUUGCUCAAUCCAAACACAUCAACCCCUCUUGA